AGUAACAUACACCCCUGCGAACCGGUGGCCACUCUGAAGUGAUGCGGCGAAUAGAAGUUUUCGCGGGAAAACCUUUUUUGUUUUGUUGUUGUUACAACCCAUUCUCUGGCUCUCUCUCUCUCUCAAACAUGGUCCGAAGAUAUUUCUCAUCUCUCUCUCUGACCUCGUCCCAAUUUGAUCAGAAUUGACAGUUGAGAGAUCUGCGAAUCAGAGACCUCUCACUCACUCUUACUCUCUGUAGGUAGUUUAUCUGAGAGAUGGAACUUGAGGAUGUAGAAUCAGAUCUCCAGGCCUUGAGAAAAUUAUAUGGACUCCUCCAAAGUAAUGGAAAUGGUUCACGAAGUGAAAGCUUGGAAUAUUUGGAUGAGAAGGCACGUGUCUUCUUAAAGAAUUUACUAGAUGGUGCUACUGAAAGGGUUUUUGAGGCUCACUCAAAGUUCAUGGAAGCUCAGUUGGGUUUAUACAAUUUACUGCCUGAUAUUCAAUUCGAGAAACUAAAAGGCAUGCCAAUGCUAAGGCCACCUGUUUCACCAGAUGUAUCAAUAAUUUCUCACGGAGUUGGUCAAAGCUCUGCUAAAGCUCCCAAUUGCAACCCAAUCACUACGCGAGAAGAUAAACGGACAAUUAUUACACCACCAACUCAGGCGAGUGUUUCAGAGUGGUCAAAGUUCAGCUCUUCUGCCAUGGAACCUCAGAAUAGGAAAAGACGUUGCAGGGCUUGCCAGCAAAGAUCUAUAAAGCAGGUGAAGUCUACUGAGGAACAUUCUCAUGAGAUUACUUGGAAUCCUAAAAAGGAUAUUGCUAGUCUUCAGCAUCGACAACCAAAUCAAUCUAGUCGUUUUUAUUGGGACACGGGGCUGGUAAAAUUGGACAAGCAGAGCAUUGGAAGCCAGCAGAAGAAAACAAUUCACAAAAUUGAACCCAACCUGAGUGGUGCUGGAUCUUUGACUUGUUCACCCAUUAUUUCAGGAAGUGGGGUUGCUAAAUCAGUAGCUAUAUAUGACACAAGCCAAGAAAUUGGGAAGUCUGGUGAGACUGGUUUUAUUUCAAAAGAAGUUGCUGAUGCCAUCAGACAAGUUGAAUUGCGCAUUUCGUCUUUGCAACUAGCUGCUGAGCUUGUGUGUCCAUCAGAAACGAUGGCCAACUCUAUUCUCGGUAUAGAUUCAGUUAGUCCCAUAAAGCAGACAAAGCAGGGUGUAGUUACCUGGAGUGAGCUGAGUCAGGAUCGCAAAUUUGUAAUAGGCAGAGAUGAUUCACUGAGUAAACAGUUGAGUCAAAGAGUUCGGAACAGCAAGAAAUUGAGUCGACUACCACAGGUUGUUAGUCAGAGUCACAAACCUUAUUUAGUGGGAAAUGACUUGUUGAGCCAGAUGGCAAGACAGAACACGGUGAAGCCUAGGGAGACCGAAUUGCCAGAUCAGGUUGCGCGUCAGUCCUCCAAACUGCUUCUCCCAUAUAAUGGCCCUGUGAGCAGGUUAGUGAGUGAGAAGGUUGGCCAAAGUACAAAUACUGCUUUACCAAACAAUGAUUUGUCAGGUCAUGUGGGGAAGCCUUUGUCGAAAGGACAUGGCAAACCAAACUGGAGGACAAUUCAGGUUACUGAUCAGGAUGAGCCAAUGAAUCGAUUGCAGAGACAAAAAAAUGGUCAUACAUCAUCAAGUCAUGCUCGUAAUUGUGUUCGGGGUUUGAGGGUCCCACCAAGUCCAACCAAUAUGGCCAAUGUAUCUCGUUCUGCCUUUUCAUCUAAUAAGAUGCCAUGUCAGAUUGAGAAGGAAAACCGAAAUCAAAAUUUAAUGUCACAGGACCUAAUCAGGAAGGGUAGAACGUCUCAACUGUCAAAGCCACAUCAGAUGAUUACAAAGCCAACUCCGCGAGAUCAGAAGAUCAGUCAGCGUAUGGUGUCGCCAACCUUGUAUGGAAAACUGAUGGAUCAAGAGAGGGGUGGGGUCCAAGAGUGGGUGGCCCAACGGAAAAAGAUCUUGCCACGUAAGCAAGAAUCAGAAGAUACGAGUUCAUCCUCACGUUCUUACUCCAGCUGGACAAGUCAGCAAGCUAGCUCGAGUGGUAGUGACAGCAAAGAGUGUUCACUGCUGAGCCAUAAACGUGGUCAUCGUGAUAUGGUUCCCUCCAGCUGUAGUGACAGUGAAGAGUAUUCACUGCCGAGCCAUACUCGUGGUCAGCACGAUAUGAGUCCCACCAGCAGUAGUGAUAGUGAGGGGUACUUACUGUCUGGUAGGACAGAAGGCCGUUAUGUGGGACCUACAACCAGUGGUAGUGAGAGUGAGGUGAACUCACUGCCAAGUAGGGGCCGGCCUCAUCACGUAGGUCCUACGAGUAGUAGUGAAAGUGAGGAGUGUCCACCGUCAGAUCGGGUAAGGGGUCAUCAUCACAUGGCUUUGUCAUCCAGAUCAACCAGUAUGGAUUCUACCAAGGGUUCCAGAUUAGGCGAUCGAGUGAAGCCAAAGAAACCGAUAGGCGGGUUAAGAAGAUUGAAAGACAAACUAGCCCUUAUCUUCCACCAUCACCACCACCACCAUCACCACCAUCACAAUGAUCACAGAUAUCAAAAGGCCAAGGUGGGUCAUGGUGGCACAUCCUUGUGGAAAAACGCGGGAAAGAAGAUCUUUGACAGUGCAAACAAAGGCGAAGCUUAUGGAGAAAAAGCAGCUGAAAAACUAACAAAAUCAGUUGUUUGCAAAGUACCGGAUAAGAAACAGCAUGGACAUUUCUUCCACACACUAGUAAAGGGGCUACUGAAUUCCAAAAAAUCAAAGGUGCCGAAAGGCAGCAUCAAACGUUUGGGGAGUGGUAGGCAUGGCAGUAAGAAAGCGGUGAAGAAGUUGCAGUGGUGGCAUAUGUUUCGUCACCAGAGGGCGGUGAAAAUGCCGAGCAAGACCAAGGCACGUGUCAAGCUAGGAGUUGGUAGUAAGAAAAGGCCUGGGCUACAGGCAUUGCCUAAGAUGAGAUGAGUUGUUCUAGACCCUGUAAUUGUUUCUUCCAUAACGGUUUUUAUGCAUAUAUCUGUCAUUCAGAUUUCAAGGUUAUUUUUGAGGUGUUACAUAUAUAGAAUUUAUGUAAAAUCGAGGUCAUAGUCUCGUGGUUGUGAUUGUUGCUAGAUUUGCGGAGUUUUUCUUAGGCAAAACACAGUUUCAUGUACAUAAAUAUGAAAAUGGAAAGUGGUAUAGAGUGUGGGCUAAAUAUGUAAAGGGUCUACAUGGGUCCCUGCGCAGGUGAACAAAUGGGUCUUGUCCAACCAAAUGGGCCAAGUAAACAAGCCUCCAUGGGUCCAUGUGCCCGAACCGUGUCUGGAAAAGCUCACCGAGAAGAAUAACAUGUUUGCUAAUUUGGCAGGUUAACCCAUUUAAUAUACAACCUGGCCGACUUUAUCCAACCCAAACCUGUAUGAAAUGGACCAUUUGCCACCCUAGUUCUAAUUGAUUCAAAUAAAUUACCCUACAAAGACAAUCCUUUGUCUUGCCAUUUUUAGA
Camellia sinensis is the source of this 3488-nucleotide messenger RNA. The record is from RefSeq and is a predicted model, not a curated record. NCBI's taxonomy places the organism in Eukaryota, Viridiplantae, Streptophyta, Magnoliopsida, Ericales, Theaceae.